AUUCAACCGAUGCGUUACAUAUGCAUAGUCUGUCUGAGGUUGUCGCUAUUUGACAUCUAAGAAUACCAAAUAAAGCUAAAAUGCCCCGACAAGCGGAACUUAUCUGUUCAGAAGACCAAACACCCAUACGAGGGACCUGUAAACCAGCAGAUGCUGAAUCACAUGUCGAUUGUACUUCACUUAAGGAAGUAACGAAAAAAUCCAAACACCAUUCAAAAAGAAGUUCUCAAACAACUCACUCAGAUUGUAAAGAGAAAACUCUGAAAACAAAACAUGCAAAGAAUAGAAACGAAUCCUCAGUCGUUAUAAGUCCUAAGCUCUCUUCGGAUGUUAACCAACCGAAUAGUGCAGAUAAAGAAGGGCUUGAAAAAGAAAUUACACUCGGCAAAAACAAACGCGAACAUGUGAAAAAAAAGCGAAAACAUUCGAAAGGUGAAACAAGGCAUGAAAAGCGUAGCAAACAUAAUGAAGCGAACUCUGAGGUAACUGUUGGUCAAUCAGUUGUCAAAGAAUCUGUCCGUAAACACAAGCAUCGCGAUAAACCUCAUGGUUCGCCAAAGAUGUCAAUGGUGGAUGGAAUAACUCAUCGUUCUACCAAGUCUGUCAUUUGCGGGGACAGUUGUCGCCAAGAUGCUCCAACUUCAGUAAAAGAACAAGGCUUUGAAGUUGUUCCACGUUCUUAUACUUAUGAACCCGUUCCAGGGACACCUUCAUCCGCUUCUAGAUGUUCUUCACAUAUUUCGCGUUCAUCUUCUUUUAGCCAAUCUCCGACACGCUCCGGAAAACAUGAAAUGCACCGCGUCCAUGACCCACGUUUUCAUGAAAAGUUACACAGGCAGAGGUAUGAGCAGAACAGUAGAUCGCCAUCCAUGCAUUUACAUCAUGAUCACAAACCUGGCCCUCCUACACGGGCCACAGAUAGCGGUCAUGGAACUAAUCCUGAAGAAAAGUAUAAUUCAGUAAAAAGAACACAAUCAUCUGUCAGUUCACCUUCAAAGUCAAAGCGAUAUAAUUCAGCUACUUUAAGUUACGGGUAUCGUCAAUCAACACAACGUCACCAUUUAUCCCCAAGUCAUAGGUCUCACUCAAGACAUCAUGGACCUCACCGUGAAAGAAGUUGUAGUGGCUCGGAAAGAUAUGAAUCUAGACGAACAUCAACAUACCGCGCAGGUGAUAAACAACAUAUUCACUCAAAGACUUAUCUCGCUAAGGCAAAACCCAGAUAUAAUCCGGAUGACAAUCCUGAUUUACAUGAGAUUAGUUAUUCAAAAAAUUAUGAACGUCGCCACAUACGUGAUUCUAAUAGCACAAAAAGACACGAAAGUGAAAGUCAUCGACGUGAAACUAUUGAAUCUCUAUCACCGUCACCUAAAAUCUCAAAACAACUUUGUGAGAAUUAUGAACCUCAACAUCAUUCAACACGUCAACAAGUUAAUAACUUACUGAAAUCCCAGUCAGACAUACACCCACCUCUGUUGCCAAAACGUGAUCGACGAAGCACAAAUGAAGUUUAUGAUUCUUGUAGUCCAAGUCGGAAGUCAACCAAUAGCAUUCCAGUUUGUACUGAGUCUGCUCAUCAUCCCUCGAGUUCUCCUUCUCAUCCUCCUUGUUUUCUACCUAAGGACAAAGAUCGAAAACUACAAACAUCUCAUGCUCUUUGUGAACUUUUGGAUGGAUUAAAGUGUGAAGAUGUUUCGGAUACUGAAUUGCACUUGAUAAUCCCUCCUUCUAUGAUCAAUACUUUGUCGUCAGACACCUCGCUGGAUUGUAAUAAUGAAUUAACAUGUAAAGCUGAAUUGUCAGUCAAAAAUAAUCGUGAUGGUACCUAUAACAGUAAUGAUAACAAUAAUAAUAGUAAUAAUGCUAAUUCAAAUCAUUUGGCUGCUGAGAAAGUUGAGAAAGAUGAAAGCACUUAUCAAAAUAGAUUAAAUAAUAAUAUUAAUCUAGACUCUUUAGAAGCUUUAUCCACUCAAAUUAGACAACAUAUGACAGGUCCAGAAAAUUGGGAUAUUAAUGACUUAGCCGAUCCCAUUGAGCUCGGAGAAGAAUAUUCAGAAAAUACAACUGAUCAGGCUAAUUCAGAUUUAUUAAAUUCAGAGAAAUCAAACGACAGUUUGUAUACGCCAUGGCAAGAAUUAAUUGAAUCAGCCGGACAAAAAUUAUCCUUAGAUGCCACUAAAUCGGAUGAACAAGAUUAUGUUCAGUGUGUUGGAACUUUCAUCGCUGGUAUAGGACAUCAAGACAUUAAUAGGAUACCCAUGAGUUAAUUGGUACAUUCGCUCUGUGAAUCCAUUCUGAAGCUAAGACAGAAGUGUGAUGAUGAUAUCAAAGCAUCCAGGAAAGUCAUCUGUAAAUUGAUCUUGUAAUUCAAUCCGACUUUUGCUCAUGUAUUCCAAAUUAAUGGUGUAUUAUCCGUAGUCUAACAUCACUUACAAAUGCCUUAAUAAUCACGAAAAGAUACGACCUAACUCGAAAACCCACUAGUUUGAUUUGCCAUAGCUUCACACAGAGAAUCAUAAAAGUGAUCAUGUAGGAAAGCACUAAUAGUUGGGGAACAAUUAUGUAAUUUAAUAUGGCGAAGAAAAAGCGAUAGAAAAGAACAUGUUCACUGCUAUGACCGAAAACAUUUAGGACCACUAACCAAUGGUUUCCAAGAUCUUAAGGACUCCAUUCGGAAACCCUAUUUUCACAAAUCCUAGAUGGUGCUUAUUUCAUGCCCUUCCAAUAGUUGACUUGAGAUUUCAGUAUAUAUCGACCAGCCAAAAUAUUACCAAUAGAAGUUAUGCCUCCAUCAGGAAAUUCAGAGACUACCUCUCAUCCUAAGUUUUCAGAAGAAACGAUUAGUCUAAGCAAGCAAAAUAUCUUAUCAGCCUAGAGUUUUGAAAACACUGACCCUGAACUGCAAAUGUUCGUUAUAAUUUAUGAAAUGCAAGUGUGGUAUGCUUAUUAUUAUGAUAUAACCAAAACCUCUGUCAGCAGAUUGGCAUACAUUUUGUAGCCAUUCACUAUAUCAGUUCUCACCAACCACAAAUUUUCUAUCAACCAAUGGCUCUGUUCAAAGCCCCUAUUUCACUUCUUUGAUUACUUCAACAGUUUGCAGGAAAUAAAUUAUAAUGGGUGGUUUAUUGUCUUGUGAAUAACAAGAAAGGUUUCCUAAUUAUCAAUCCUUUGUCUGCCAUCGAGUAUAUGGAAUUAUACAGAGCAUGUGACAGACUUUAUUUCUUCUGUUACAAACCAUACUAGGGCAUAUUUUUUCGUAAGUUGUAAAAUGAUCCCCACUAUACCUCUAAGGUAGUUGACUUUAUAGUGGCAUUCGAAUUUGAAAGUUCAUGUAGAUGUGAAUACACAGAUCUAGUUUUCGGUUAUAUUUUUGUUAUGAGGUGAUAGAAUAUUAUGUCGACCUCGACACCAUAGUUUCCUAGCUGUAUCCUACAUGCGGUCUUAUGUGGACAGUACACCUAGAGGUUCCGAACUUGAACAAAACAUAAAUCUAUCCUGGUUUUCAUCGCUUCUCUGACUGGUGUCAUUUCUUGUGGUCAGAACUAAUUCCGUAUAUCUUUUACGGCAUAGUUACGAAUCCAAACAUUACCUAUGCAUUAUAGUAGAUAAAGUAAUGAAUAGACAUCCUAAGGAUCAUAUUAAACGAAUAAUUAAUUUUCUCACAACAGAUUAUACUACUUAAAACAGGCAGUCUAUGAGUAAUAAAUGUUUUAUCUUCACAUGAAAAAGCAUUGAGAUUUUUUGGUUGACCUGCGGCAAAUUCUAUUUACGAACGAUUGAGGAUUCGGCUAGGUUGAACUAUAAGACGAGUAAAUCAUCUCAAGUUCAUGACGCAUUUCAAAUACAAUAACGAAGGAAAUGCUGACAGUUGAUUUCAUUAAAAAAUAUCUUACUCAGAAAAACAUAAUUAUACGUGCAUCUUCAUUAUUUGGUCUAACAUUCUUAUUAAUAAUUAUCUUUAUUAUUCCUAAUAUCAUCACUAUUAUGAUGAUCACAUAUGCUACGCCAAAACAUCCCCUAUUUUAUAAGCAAUGUUGGAUGGUGGCUAGCAGUAGAAUCCAAGAUGCGCGGUCCGUCCUAUUUGAGACUCAUCAGCCGGAUGCGCCUGCAUCUUAGAGUUGUGGUCCACCCCGGGACUCAAACCAAGCACCGUUCGUAUCUAUUUAGCUGCCGACUUCAGGUAGUCACUGACUUGUGAAACAGAGGGGGAGCGUCCUGGAUUUCACCAACAGCCAUCAGCCAACUCUGCUUAAAGUGCUUGUGACUUAAUGACAGUAUUAAGGCAGGAUUUACAUAUGCUAAAACAGACCUGCCAAACAUCAAUGAGAAGAUUCAAACAACCAAUACAAAUGAAUUUUGUAUCAGCUUGUUUUCACAUUCGACUUUUACUUAUUGAUUAGAACCCAUCACCUUAAAGCACAUAAUUUUGCUGAGUCUUUAUGCACGACCUUUUCUAAACAUUACCAAUGAUGUUAUUUUGUUUUAUUGGUAAUAUUUAGCAUUUAAGACUUGAUUGACGAGAAAUUUGGCAUUUCCGAAGUAUAGAAUUGGUUGGUUCAUCUUGAGUUUUUUGUCUAUUGUAAUACAGUAACAAAAAUAGUGUCUGAUUUAUAACUGUAGAGCCUGAGGAAGAAGUUAUCGAAAACAAUAGUUCGAUAUUUUUUUAUUCUUGAGUGGAAUUAUGAAAAAUUAGAAAAACAAAAAUAUAAUGUUUUG
This is a messenger RNA of Schistosoma intercalatum, 4716 nucleotides long. NCBI's taxonomy places the organism in Eukaryota, Metazoa, Platyhelminthes, Trematoda, Strigeidida, Schistosomatidae. The record is from the annotation of a GenBank genome assembly.